AAAAUCAAAAACACCCAGAAGUCUUUGCAACCAAAGAAAACACAACUUCUCUCUAAAUUUCUUGUGGUUCAGUUUCAAAUUAGGGUUUCGUUUAUAUCGUUCUCGCAUUUUUUUAAAAUCUUAAUUAAUCGGGUUUCGGAAAAAGAUUACCGGAGGAGCAUCCAGAUUUUUGCUACGCUUUUAAGAAUUUGUUGCAAAGACUGAAUGAACUAAUGGAGUCAAAAGGUGGCAAAAAGAAGUCUAGUAGUAGUGGUACUAGUAAAUCAUCAUCAUUAUUCUACGAAGCUCCCCUCGGAUACAGCAUCGAAGACAUCCGUCCCGCCGGUGGAAUUAAGAAGUUCAGAUCAGCUGCUUACUCCAACUGCGCUCGGAAACCAUCCUGAGAUUAGCCGUGUUUUGACAUAGCCCCCCUUAGGAUUUCCAUUCUGCUUAAAAUAAAAAUAAUUCUUGUAGUCCUGUCUUUCUUUUCUACUUCACUUGUUCCCUCGUCCUCCUUUGGUGCAACUUCAUUUGUUUCUCUUGAGCCAAGAUGUCCUCCAUGGCGGUCUCUGCAAUUGGAUUCGAAGGUUAUGAAAAGAGGCUUGAGGUAUCGUUCUUUGAGCCGGGCAUCUUUGCCGACCCUGGGGGCAUGGGCCUCCGUUCUCUCUCUAAAGCUCAAUUAGAUGAGAUCCUUGAACCAGCUGAGUGCACCAUUGUUGCUUCUCUGUCAAAUGAUUACGUUGAUUCCUAUGUCCUCUCUGAAUCUAGCCUCUUUGUGUAUCCUUACAAAGUUAUAAUCAAAACUUGCGGGACCACAAAAUUGCUUCUUUCCAUUCCGGCUAUCCUUAAAUUGGCUGACGGUCUAGCCCUUUCAGUGAAAUCUGUGAGAUACACUCGCGGAAGCUUUAUUUUUCCUGGGGCUCAGUCAUUUCCACAUCGUUGCUUCUCCGAAGAAGUAGCUGUCCUUGAUAACUAUUUCGGUAAGCUUGGUUUGGACAGCAAGGCAUAUGUGAUGGGUAGCCCUGACAAAGCACAGAAAUGGCAUGUUUACUCUGCUUCCGCCGAAAUGGCGACACAGUCAGGCCCUGUUUACACACUAGAGAUGUGCAUGACCGGUUUGGGUAGAAAGAGGGCAUCAGUUUUCUACAAAACUAGCGAAACUUCCGCAGCUCUGAUGACUGACGAUUCUGGUAUUAGGAAGAUUCUUCCUCAUUCCAAGAUAUGUGACUUUGAGUUUGACCCUUGCGGGUACUCCAUGAAUGCUAUUGAAGGUGACGCAAUUUCUACAAUCCAUGUUACCCCAGAAGAUGGUUUCAGCUAUGCAAGCUUUGAAGCAGUUGGGUAUGAUUUUGAAGAUGUGAAUUUGGCCCAGAUGAUUGAGAGGGUUUUGGCUUGCUUUGAACCUACUGAGUUCUCUGUAGCUCUGCAUUCUGACCUUGUUGAAAUGGAACUCGGAACCAAGUUCCCAGUAGACUUGAAGAGCUACCAAUGUGGAGAAAAGAGCUAUGAAGUGCUUGGAUUGGGUGGUGGAUCUCUAUCCUACCACAGGUUUGUCAGGUCUGAAAGCUGUGGAUCUCCUAGAUCAAUCCUGAAAUGCUGCUGGAGCGAGGACGAGAAGGAUGAGGAAGUUGAAAUGAAAUAGUUUGUUUUUAUGUGUUAUUACUGAAUAAAAGUUUGUGGGGUUAUGUUUUAGUCUGAGUAGUAGGACAAUCAGUGUGGCUUUUAUGCGGUGUUGCAUGUUUCCUCCAUUUUCAUUUGAGAGUUUGUCUUUUAAAAAUUGUGUAAUCGAUAUUGAUUCCCUGAUACGGGAUAAGUUGAACCAUUAUUUUUAAUGGUGAGGUGCAUGUUAUUUUUAAUUUUAUAAUAAUACCUAUUUGUGUUGUGAUUA
Quercus lobata is the source of this 1867-nucleotide messenger RNA. It is a transcript of the gene SAMDC, whose product is annotated as S-adenosylmethionine decarboxylase. Gene Ontology annotation, molecular function: adenosylmethionine decarboxylase activity. Gene Ontology annotation, cellular component: cytosol. The transcript has 4 exons. Gene Ontology annotation, biological process: spermidine biosynthetic process; spermine biosynthetic process. Lineage: Eukaryota; Viridiplantae; Streptophyta; Magnoliopsida; Fagales; Fagaceae. The record is from RefSeq and is a predicted model, not a curated record. The coding region runs from base 530 to 1621 and encodes 363 amino acids.